Linum trigynum is the source of this 5887-nucleotide messenger RNA. Lineage: Eukaryota; Viridiplantae; Streptophyta; Magnoliopsida; Malpighiales; Linaceae. The record is from the annotation of a GenBank genome assembly.
CCUUAAAAGCUUACGCUUUUACGGUUCUAGUUCACCAAAACGCUUAACGUUUUUACGCUUUUAGUUCACUAAAUAGGUAUUAUUUUCAUGAAAUUUGAAGAGGCUAUAAGUACAUACCAGGUGCUUGGAUGCAUUCUCAACUUCAAUACAGUAAUCUAAUUCACCAGCUAGGCUCUUCCCAAAUUCAUUAGCAUAGAGGGGACAGUGGCUUAUUGUUAAGAUUUAUGUUUAUGAACUUAUUAUUAAGAGGCUAUAAGUUGUUCUACUUUAGGCAUGAAUUGCAGGUAUUUAGUAACUUCACUAAAUUAUGUGCACUCAUAUUUUAUAUGGUAUAUGUCGUACUUAACAGAUUUUUAGUUAUUUUACAGCAUGCAUCAAAAACUUGCGUUUUUACGCUUUAAUUCUACGCUUUACGAUUUUACCAUUUUUACGCUUCUAGGUAGAAUCGCGUUUUUGAUUGCAUUGGGGCAAGGUUGUCAAACCGGUUUAUGCCAGUGUGCCGGUUUAGCAAGUGGAAUGGUUCAACCGGUGGCACAUACCGGUUUGUGCCGGUUCAUGCCGGUCAAUAUUACAAAUAAAAUUAUAAAUACUCAUAUUUAAUCAUGACAUUUAAUGUCAAUACCUGAACAUUUAUAUUUGAAUCCAACAAAUAACAUCAAUAUUUAACUUUUAUACUCAUAAAAUAAUAAUAAAAUAAUUUUUAUCAAUUAAAUUCUCUAAAAUAAGGUCAUUUUACUUAGAGAUUCGUAUAUCGAUCAUGUCGGUCAUACCGGUGGUGUCACGCCAAUUUUAUGACCGGUACCGGUUGAACCCGGUACAACCGGUGGCACGCCGGCCGGCGUGACAACCAUGCAUUGGGGAUAAACGUUUGUCAUUAGUCGGUUAACCGCACAACUGAACCAAGAAUAUUGGUCGGUCGGCUAUUAAAUGCGCCUUCAGUGUCGGUUGGGGAUUUAGAGGGAUUAGGCUAACCUAUCAGUCUUCGGUAAGUAACUGAAAACCCGACAGUGCAUCGAUGCUAACCAAUCAAGUUGGUGAUGGCAAAUAUAAUUAGCAGUUACGUAUAACCGAUCAACUAAUCCGACACGACUCGGUCUUGAUUUUGGCUAACCAACAGUCCCAAGUAGUGGCGGACAUGAUUGGCAGUUCUGGCCCCAAAUUGGUGGUGGUUAACCGAAAUAUCGGUGCGAUUAAAGGUUGUCAACCCACGGGUUGACUCGCGGGUCAACCCACUUUGACCCUGAUCCAGUGAGAAAAACGAGUCGCACGCACCCGUCGGGUCGACCGCUACAAGAUAUCAGGUUGGAGGUCAAAUUGUGUCAUUUUUUUUCUUUGGUUUACGAAAUGCGCCUAUUUUUCGAUUUUUCUUUUCACCUAACUCAAUCUUUGGAAUCCUUAGUUGAACACUUGAAUAUUGAUGUUAUAUAAGUGUGAUUCAAUUUUCACUAUAUGUUGGAUCUAAGGGGUCGUUUGGAAGUUGAGAUUUCAAGUGAGGUAUUUAGCCAAUACAUGUAAUGAUAAGAUUAAGUCGUUUUUUUUGUUCAAUUUGAGUUAGAAUGCAUGUAUUACCUUUUUCUUGGCCCACCCACAAUCACUCAAAAUGAAUGAUUGUCAAUCUCUACAAAAAGUAGAUAUUGUUAACAAGGGAUUGUCUACCCUACUUUUUGCUCAAUCAUUAUCUUUCCAAACAAGGUAUUUUCCUAAUACAUGCAUUGAAUCAAUACAUCAAAUAAUAAUACAUGAAUUGAUUAAAUGCAUCUAUUUGGAGAAUCUCAACUUCCAAACAUGCCCUAAGUACUGCAUGUUACUUUGGUGUUAUGUUAUAUGUUAUUACUCAUAUGUUAGAUGAGAUUUGAUAUAAUUUAUUAGAAUAAGUACAAUAUAAUGACUAUUUACAUAUUUCCGAGCUAAAGCGGGCUAAAACGGGUGACCCGUUAACCCUUGACCCACCGACUUGACCGGGUCCGGGUCAACCCACGUGUUGACAAUCUUUUAAACUAAAACCCCACCAAUUAUUAGCCUUAUCCAAUAGUUCAAAUUUUGGUCGAUAGCCAUUACCUUCCGCUAGUCUUCGUUACCGCCGUUAUUUUUUUAAGUAGAUCAAAGUUCAACCAAUUGAAUCGAGAUCAACUCAACUAACUCGAAUGUGUAAAACAAUCCCUGGCCCUGCAUUCGUAUCCGAAUCCACCUUUAAAUGCAAAUCAUCAGCUGCCGACAUUUUAUUCCAAGAAGAAAAAAAAGGACUGCUACCGACAUGAAAAGGCAGCUUAUAGGCUAGCUGUACUUUGUAACGUGUAUCUCUCAAUUUUGUCCCGGUUGUUUGAAUUAUUUGGAAACUUUUAAUUAAUGUUUUCCACGCACUUAUUAUAAAUCAUGUAUGUUGUUUUGAGAAAUGGUUGAAAAUUUGAUUAGGCAAAUCCCACUUCGAUAAACAACGGGAGACAUUUAUGGUUUAUAAGUAAGAAACCGACAUUAAUCGACAAGAUGCGUUUUAGAGUGAAAUGCAUGAGUUCUUGUGAGAACGCUGAAGUUAAAACGUGCACAAUAUGGAGUAUAACAACAAGUAAGAAACCGGCUUUAACUAACAAGAAUUGUUUUGGAGUGAAAUGCAUAAGUUCUUAUGCAAAACUCUAAAGUUAAACGUACACAUUGUGGUAAUACAAAAAUCAUGAGAGUCAGAAAUUCAAAUCGAACAAUAUCUUGCUCAGGAAAAUUUCAUCUAUGUUAGAGAAUCUACGUGCAAAUAAAAAAAAUCCUUUUAAAUAAAUAGUACGAUUUUUUUUUUUAUUUAUCAAAAUCCUCGGCUUCUACACCACCAACGCCACCAACAGAUCAUAGCAGUGCUGUGGAGCAUUAACAUUGGUUUCCUGUUGGUAGGGACGAUGGACGGCCCCACCCCCACGACCCUCUCUUUCCCAAAUUCUGGAAUUUCGUCGAUGGGAAUCGAUUAAAUGGCGAUCGCAACGCUUUUCUUACGCGAUCCACUCCUCGAAAACCCUGGCUGGUUUACGCAUUGCUUGUCUCGAAUAGCAGCUGAGGACGAGAGGGAGCAAAAAAGGGGUUAAGGAAGGAGAUGUUGAAUUGCAAGUGUUUCCAGCGAAAUAAUUUGCCGAAUUAUUCGGCCUAUGAACCUGAUACUUUCUCCCUUCCUGAUCCUCUACCCAGUUGGCCUCCAGGUAAACUACCCUCUAAUCCUUCUCACUUGUUUCUUCUUUGCUUGAUCAGUCUUUCUCUGUUUCUAUUCCUUUCUUUUUUUUUAUGAAAUUCCCGUACAGUCUCUUGAGCUACACUUCACCUUUCAUUUCAGCUGAUUGCCGUUUCUGGGUUUUAAUUGUGUGUUGAUUGCCGUUUCUGGGUUGUAGUUGUGAGUGGCAUUGAUCUUAAGGGUUUAGUGAGAGUUCUGUUGUGGCUGCCUCUAUUUUAGCACAGCAGCCCUGUUUACCAUGUGACAGACAGUGGGGCAUCAAAAUGCAUCGCUAGUGGAGUGGUGCAUUUUUAUCAAUGAUGAAGGAAUGCUGACAAAGAUGAUACUUCUGGAACCUUGCUUCUGUCAGAUUUUGCAUGAUUUUAACUCAAAACUGAAUCGUUGUUAGUGAGCUAUUGAAAUGGUUGUGAACAAGCCAUUGCAUGAAAAGGACAGAAUAUUGGGAUUUCUUUGUCUGAGCUUCUUUUCCAUUCUGCGCGUGAUGCUGGUUGCAUAACUCGACCAUUUUGGGUUCGUUUCAUUCACUUGAUUUUGGGAGUUUUAUGUUUACAUUCUUUAUGUUUUGCCAUCUAUGCCGCCGUAUUCCUCAAUGUUAAGAGAUGCAGUACAACCUCGAUCAUCCAGCUCUGCCUCUAUAUUUUCCCCCUUUGUUGUAAGACUUUCAUUUGUUCAGAAAGGCCACUCAAUACCCAUUCUGUUAGGUGUUUCCAUUGUCAUUUUCUCCUUUCUUGUACCUACGGUUGCUUCCCCUUGAAGUUGGAGCGUCUCUUUUACUUAACAUGGUUGUCUUUUCCUUAUUUUUCACAGGUCAAGGGUUUGCUUGUGGAAGAAUAGGUCUAUCAGAAAUUGAAGUUGUUAAAAUCUCCAAGUUCCGCUUCAUAUGGGGCUAUGGGUUCUCACAAGAUAGGAAGAAAGGUGUUUCGUUCUAUAAGCCCGUGGGAGUUCCUCGUGGGUUCUACUGCCUUGGGCACUAUUGUCAAGCCAAUAAACAUCCAAUAACAGGUUUUCUUCUAGUGGCUAGGGAGGUGGCUUCUACUCGACAAGAAGUUACGAAUGGUAGAAAUCAUGGUGACUUACCUGCUCUUGCAAGGCCCGCCGAUUAUACUUUGGUUUGGACUGCAGAUGACCAACAUGGAGAGGUCUAUGAAGGGUGCGGCUUUUUUUGGUUACCCGUACCACCUGAGGGCUAUAAACCUAUGGGAUUCUUGGUUACUAGCAACUCAGACAGACCACAAUUGGAUGAAGUCAGAUGUGUUCGCUCAGAUUUGACAGAUGAAUGUGAAACAUAUCGUCGAAUUCUUGAUGUGUAUUCUACAUUCCUAAACUUCCCGUUUGGAGUUUGGAGCAUAAGACCUUGUGAUCGAGGAAUGAAAGGAAGAGGAGUCCCGGUGGGUACUUUCUUUUGCAGCAGCCACUGGAAACCUGGUGAGGAGUUGAAUAUUGCAUGCUUAAAGAAUUUAGAUUCCAGAUUGCAUGCCAUGCCAAAUCUUGAACAGAUACAUGCCAUUGUUCACCAUUAUGGUCCUAGAGUUUACUUUCAUCCUGAUGAAGUAUAUCUACCAUCAUCGGUUUCAUGGUUUUUCGAAAAAGGAGCAGUUUUGUGUAAAGCAGAUAAUUCUGAUCGUGUUCGCAUAGAUAUCAAUGGGUCUAAUUUGCCUGGAGGUGGCAUGAAUGAUGGGGCAUUUUGGAUAGAUUUGCCAUCUGAUGAACAAAGAGAUUCUUUAAUACAUGGAAAUUUAGAGAGUGCUAAACUUUAUGUUCAUGUGAAACCUGCUUUUGGAGGGACAUUUAGCGAUAUGGCGAUGUGGGUUUUUUGCCCCUUCAAUGGACCAGCAACACUUAAACUUGGACCUCUUAGCUUCUCUUUAAGCAAGAUAGGACAGCAUGUUGGUGAUUGGGAACAUUUCACUCUUCGUAUAUGCAACUUUACUGGUGAGCUUUGGGGUGUCUACUUCUCUCAGCACAGUGGUGGUGAAUGGGUUAGUGCUUGUGAUCUAGAGUACACGGAAGGCAAUAAACCGAUUGUUUACUCUUCAAGAAAUGGGCAUGCAAGUUAUCCUCACCCUUGUACCUACAUCCAAGGGUCUGCAAAACUUGGGAUUGGAAUAAGGAACGAUGCAAUCCGUAGCGACAAAUACAUAAGUUCAAGCGCUCGAUACGAGGUUGUCGCGGCAGAGUACUUGGGAGAUGAUGUGGUCGUCGAGCCUUGUUGGUUGCAGUUCAUGAGGAAGUGGGGUCCGAGACUUGUGUAUGAUUCAAGAGCUGAGCUUGAGAAAAUAAUUAAACGGUUUCCCUUGAGGAUGAGAUACUCAAUCGAGGGGAUAUUUGCCAAACUCCCAAUGGAGUUAUCUGGGGAGGAUGGUCCAACAGGGCCAAAGGAAAAGAACAAUUGGGUUGGAGAUGAGAGGUGGUGAGCAUGUAUUUGUCUGGGAUUUUUUGUUUCAUAGGUUUUUGGAUAGUGAUUAAUCAAAUUCAAAGCUUUAGAAUGUACAUAGAACAAUGAAGAAUUUGUAUACAUUGAUGGGUUUCUUCUUUAAGUUAGUAGUUUAUAAUAGAAGGAAUAUACAAAAUUCAUCAUUAAAAAGAUGUGCUGAAAGUGCAAAAACUAUUCAACAUUAAGCGCACUACAAAGUACAAAGUACAAACUCACUAGGUAAUAAGCAAUAAAACUAUAUUUAGAUU